This is a messenger RNA of Cavenderia fasciculata, 1533 nucleotides long. RefSeq lists its product as uncharacterized. Lineage: Eukaryota; Evosea; Eumycetozoa; Acytosteliales; Cavenderiaceae. The coding region runs from base 1 to 1533 and encodes 510 amino acids. The record is from RefSeq and is a predicted model, not a curated record. The transcript is spliced from 2 exons.
AUGCAGUAUAGAAAUAUCUAUCUUCGAAUCGAAUCCAAGGCAACAUCGAAUGAUUUUAACUAUGAUGUGUCAAGUGAAAGUGUAAAGGAAAGUUCAUUUAUAAACUUUCAUUCUUUCACUCAUACUAGUUAUUCAUUUUGUAUGUCAUUAUCUUUAUCUCUAUCUCUACCUAAUCUACCAUGGACAAUACAAUCAGAGAUUAUUUAUAUAGUUUGUAAUUAUCGAAAUAAUCAAGAUCAAAGAGAGAUAAAGUCAAGAGAUGUGUAUCAUGUGGCUGGGGUAUCAAGACGGUGGAGACAAUUAACUACUGUAUCAUUGACUUUAAAUUAUAAGGUCAACAUUGAUAUUAAAUCUCUUAAAGAGUACCGACAACACUAUGAAAACAACCUUUGUCUACUGUCUGGACCUAAUCACAACAUUAUUGCAAGCGACAUAACUGAAAUAUGUUAUGAAACCAAAGAAUAUAUAGAGACGCAUUACGAGUGGUUCAAAGAACAUAUCAUCAACAAGAUGUCUAGUUUCUGUCAAAUUGGCGUUGGAAGACAGUUGUUGAACAUUUUCAAAGGUCAACAAGUAGCGUCUCUCAAGAAACUGGCCAGUUACUAUGAGUGUGUAGUACCACUUGAACUGUGCCACUAUUUAGAAAUGGCUGAUCUCCAUUUCUAUCGUAGUUCAUGUAAAGAGAUAUGCGCUAUAUUGUCAAUUUGUCGUCAACUAAAGUCACUACACAUCAAUAUAACUUAUUGCCCAGACAUUGAUACCGGUAUUAGCAAUGUGUUUUCUAGUAUGCCACGUGGCCUAACCAAGUUGGUUUGGGGUGAUAAGGACGGUAACUCAUAUUCCAAUUCUGACCAACCCUUCCCAUUCCACCUAUUACCGACAACCAUACAAAAACUCUGUAUUUGGGAUGUUCGUCAAACAUCUACUCAAGCAUACUAUGACUAUGUUCUUGCCAACUCAUCAGCUAUCCAAUCACUCUUUCAACACUGUCAUCCAACUCAAAAAUUCAGAGAUUUUUUAUCAUCACCUUUGUCUCGAGUUAAAUACCUCUGUCUUGCAGGCUUUCCAUCGUCGAUCUUUGGAAAGGCAUUGAUACCACCUUUAGUAGAGGUUCUGAGACUAGACUUUAAUGUGGAAUCUACAUUGGUUGCACAUCACCUAGAAUGUAUUUUCAAGUAUAGUGUACCAUUACCAAACCUUCAUACCAUCCAAAUCAAGCGAUUCAAUGAAGUAGCUGAUAGCCUUUUAUCAUUUAUCCAAGACAGUAAUUCACUUCGGGUGAUUGAUUUGGAUCCCAUUUCUUUCAAUAAUGUCGACUUGGUGCUCGAUGCGGUUUCCAAUAGUCCAUCCGUCGAAAGGGUAUACUUGAGACAUUCAAAAGGCAAGCCCUAUUUGGCAACUAUCAAUAGUCACCCAGCCAUCAAAAAUAAUCAACUAUCUUAUUGCUCAACAAACUAUUAUGAUUUCAUUAUUUUCAAUAUAAAGAAUACUAGUCAAUUAGAUUUAUCAUCUUAUCAUAUCAUACCAAAAUAA